Molecule: messenger RNA, 2663 nt
Organism: Anastrepha obliqua
Lineage: Eukaryota; Metazoa; Arthropoda; Insecta; Diptera; Tephritidae
Product: glutathione hydrolase 1 proenzyme
Exons: 7
Coding region: 231-1967 (578 amino acids)
Biological process (GO): glutathione catabolic process
Cellular component (GO): plasma membrane
Molecular function (GO): glutathione gamma-glutamate hydrolase
Source: RefSeq, a predicted model, not a curated record
UAUUCAGUAUUCAGUAGAGUUUCGAUCGCGUAGGAGCUCUCAAGCCAUAUAAAUGCGCGGCUGUUUGUUUACGUGACAGGCAAGCGGUUAAAUGGCUCUCUGUAAAUAAAAAUAAAUAAAAAAAAAAAACAAUUAGUCAACGUAAUUUCGAAAAAUAUAUUGCCAAUUUAACACUUGACAAAGUUAACAAAAAGUAUUUACAGUGCUUUAAUAAACAGCAACCGAUUACAAUGAGAAUAGUUUUAAACAAAAAAGUAUUAAUAUGGGCUGUGAUAGCUGCAUUGGUGGUAAUAGGCAUCACCCUUGGAUUAGUAUUUGGCUUGAAGAGCGAAAGCAGCAUCACUGCCGCCGUGGUAUCCAAUGGAAUCGGUUGUGCCGAUAUAGGCAGCCAAAUGUUGGAUGACGGCGGCUCAGCGGUGGAUGCUGCCAUUGCUACACUGCUUUGUGAAGGUGUCCUUCUACCACAAAGUAUGGGACUUGGCGGAGGCUUUUUUGCAACCAUCUAUACCAAAUCUACGCGUAAAGUUGAGACUUUGGUAGCACGUGAAACGGCACCUGCCGCAGCGCACAAGAACAUGUUUGUGGGUGAAUCAAAUGUUUCAGGCGCCCGAUCUGGAGCUGUACCUGGAGAAAUACUUGGUUAUUGGGAAAUGCAUCAAAAAUAUGGACGCCUUCCUUGGAAAUAUCUUUUUCAGCCAACCAUAAAAUUAUGCCAAGAAGGCCAUUGGGUUUCUAAAUAUCUUGCUGCGGCGCUCAAAUCCAAAGAGGACGAUAUCCGUAGCGAGCCAACGAUGGCAGAGAUAUUUGUGAAAGAAGAUGGUACAAUCUAUGUUGAAGGUGAAUACCUGAAGCGUCCCCAAUUGGCGAUUACGCUAGAAAAAAUUGCGGAAAAUGGCGCUGGAGAGUUGUAUGAUGGCGGAGAAAUCGGCAAAAUGUUUGUAGAAGAUAUUAAAGACUUGGGUGGGAUUAUUACUGAAGAAGAUUUGAAAAAUUACACGGUUCGUUGGGAUAACAAUAGCCACAUUGUAGCGAAUAUAACUGGUGGCUACACGCUCUACACAACUCCUCUACCAUCCAGUGGAGCUGUACUGGCCUUUAUGUUUAACGUUUUGACCGGCCUAUAUACCAACAGCACGGAGACAUACUGGCAACGGGUAAUUGAAACAUUCAAGCACGCCUAUGGGCAACGCACUAACCUAGGCGAUAUGGAAAUGGAGCCUGAUCUUAAAGAGUCUAUAGCGGAAACUUUAAACAACUUGAUAAGCCAAGAAUUUGCUGAUCACGUGCGCACAUUAAUCUAUGACAAUAGGACUUUUAGUAAUUAUGAUUACUAUGGAGCCAACUUCACAACUGUUGAGGAUCACGGAACAGCCAACAUGGCGGUAUUGGCAGCGAAUGGUGAUGCUGUGACUGUUACCAGUACAAUAAACAAUUAUUUUGGUUCUAAAGUUCGAUCCCGACGCACUGGUAUUAUUCUCAACGACGAAAUGGACGACUUUUCGACUCCAGGUAUUGUGAAUAGCUUCGGCAUACCCGCCUCACCGGCUAAUUACAUACAACCCGGAAAAAGACCCAUGUCGUCCAUGUGCCCCACCAUUGUAAUCGAUGAUGAUGGCAACGUGAAAAUGCUUGUGGGCGCUGCUGGCGGUAGCAAGAUCACCACUGCGGUUGCAAUGGCGAUCAUCAAAUACCUUGUUCUCAAUGAGUCUCUAAGUGAAUCUAUUAACGGUGGAAGACUACACCAUCAGUUGGCUCCAAUGCAAAUAGACAUUGAGCCCGCAGUCUCAACAUCAAUACGAGAGUAUCUCAGUAAAGUGGGUCAUAUACUAAAUGAGUUAGAGGAAGGAUCUGGAUUUGCCGCUGUCACUGCAAUCGGUGUGCGCGACGGUGUUCCAGAGCCAUUUUUUGAUCGACGACGUGUAGGAAGUGUUUCUACAUUAACUCUGCGAAAUAAAAUGAUUCAUUAAUUUAAGGACCUACUUAUACUUACAUAUAUACAUUAAAUUUUAGAGUAUAGAGCAUAGAGAAGAGUCACGAGACUUUGCUAUUAUUCUGUAAGAAUUCUUCCAAACACAUUAAGGUAGCUAUCGUAACUUAAGUAUUUAUUUGUGAUAAUAGAUUUGGCGAUGCAGAAUAUCGAUUAUUUGAAACGCAUGUAAGCUAGAACUCAAGGAAAAUGUCACAAGUGAGCAAACCUGUAAUAAUUGAAUUAUGCCAGUAGGGUUUUAAAUGUAAGAAAAAUUAGUUUGACAUAUAUUUACAUCCUUGACAGGUGCCUGGGUCAUAUCUCCCCUGCAUUUUUUGUGGUGAUUAUUGAUUUUUUCUAGAUUUUGGUGAUUACGCUAAUUACUGUAAAUAUUGUUUUUAUAGGUUUAAUAGGUUUAACACAUUGUUUUUAAUAAAACCCGAAAAGAAAAAAAAGAGAAAAUGAAAUACCCAAUAUUUAGGUCUUUUCAAUAAAUCAUUUGAGACUUGCAACUUUCGUUGAGCUUGAUUUUAACUACGAGUAAAACCGAAUUUAUUUACCAAAUUUUAUUAUAAAAAUUUGCACAAUGCGCACAUUGAAAGAAAAAAUAUAUGCCCCCUUCUAUUUAUUUGUUCAAGAAAUUUUUAUCGCUAAUAUGUACAUAUACUACUGUGGGCAAAAAGUAAGGUGAAUUUGG